UCUGCGUUGCCCACGGCCGUCUUGUGGUUCACCGAUCAGUCAAGCUGAGAGCGUCGUCUGCUGUGGUUAUCGACAAUUCAUUCCUCGUAAAUUUUCAUCAAGAAGUAACGCCAUGGCCGUGACUGCCUCCGCCAUCUUGCUCCUGCUGGGGGUGAUGGCCUCCUCCGCCGCCCCACAGCAGCCGUCCAUCGAGCAACUACAGCAGCUGUUUCAGCAGUUUGGCGGUCAGCCCGGUGGUGGACUCCCACCUAGUGGAACAAGCUCGUCUCGGCCUCAAAUUCCAGUUGCCGGUGGAGGCCAAUCACAAUUUCCAUCUCGACCACAGAGUCCGGGUACAGGAGGAGGUCAGUUCACUACGGGAGGUCUACAACCAGGAACCGGCUCGCAAUUUCCCGGAGUUGGGGGGUCUCAGUUCCAAGGACAGCCUUCAUUUCCUGGAUUUGCUGGGCAAGGUAACCGGCCCGGAAGGCCUGGAAGACCCGGUCAGCUACCUGGAUCAGCAGGCCAGUUCCCUGGAUCAGCUGGACAGUUCGGAUCAGCAGGCCAAUUUCCAGGAUCGGCAGGACAAUUUCCCGGAUCUGCAGGCCAAUUUCCCGGAUCAGCAGGCCAAUUCCCAGGAUCUACCGGCCAGUUUCCAGGAUCUGCCGGCCAGUUUCCAGGAUCUACCGGCCAGUUUCCAGGAUCUGCCGGCCAGUUUCCAGGAUCUACCGGCCAGUUUCCAGGAUCUACCGGCCAGUUUCCAGGAUCUGCUGGCCAGUUUCCAGGAUCUACCGGCCAGUUUCCAGGAUCUACCGGCCAGUUUCCAGGAUCUGCUGGCCAGUUUCCAGGAUCUGCCGGCCAGUUUCCAGGAUCUGCCGGCCAACAAUGCCGCUUCUUCUGCCGUAACCGGUUCACUAAUCAGUUCGAAUGCUGUUAAGUAGUUUGAAGGGAUUUUUUCUGAGUAGCAGAAUUGGAAAUUAGCGCGUAAAAUCUUUUUAUUUAAGUUUAUAAUCAAGGGGAAGGUUGUUUCAAAAUUACAACUGCAUAAUUAAAAUAUUUAAAAAAAACGAGCAAUCUUUUAUUGAGCUGGUAAGCAUGGCGUUGAACUUUAAAAAAAAUGUACAUAUAAAUUGAUUCCUUUAGCUGGUCAAUGGUGGAAAAACUAAUGAAAUUAUCACUGUCAUUGGAAUACGUAAUUGGAUUUAGAAGUUGCCUCAUCGUAUAGAUAAAUGACUGCUGAGCAUUUGAUUAGAAUACGUAUUUUACUUAAUUAAAAACAUUUCUGAACUCAGACACAUUUAUUUUUUACUUAAUACAGUAACCAUGCAAUGACACAAUCACAAAAAAAAACUAAUUUUAUUUUGACAUGGCGCACUACCCAUAGUUUAACGGAACUAAUAAUUCACUUUUUACAUUUAACAAAUCAUCCAACCAUGGUACAAAUAACGUCAAUAAAAACUCCCAAAUAAAAUAAAUGAUGGUAACAUAGAUACCGUACUAGUACAAAAUUUUUAAAUCUCUCAGGAAUUCGCUGACCAGGUUUACAAAAUUCAAUCUAUCAUAAAAUUGUCGUCGGCCACAUGAGCAGAUCGUACAAGCUGUUUCUUCGGUUCAGUAAUAGUAACUUUGUUAAUAAUAAUUUUAAUGAGAAUCGGAGACAUAGAAAAUGGUCGCCUUUCAUAUG
Molecule: messenger RNA, 1663 nt
Organism: Hyalella azteca
Lineage: Eukaryota; Metazoa; Arthropoda; Malacostraca; Amphipoda; Hyalellidae
Product: calcium-binding protein P-like
Exons: 3
Coding region: 113-916 (267 amino acids)
Source: RefSeq, a predicted model, not a curated record